UAUUUGAGCAAUUUGUGACAAUUCCCAAAUCCAGUGGCAAUAUCAGCCCUACAUGAUUUCAUUUUAUUAAUGAUGUUGUGGUUCCUGGGGAAUGUCGAGAAAACUUUUGAAUGUGGAAGGAGCAUCAAAACAUUAAAACACUGAGUACAGAGCCCGAAGUGAAGGAUCUUGACGUCAGCUUCUACCAAAAACACAGUAAAGUUAUGCCACAAUGCUUAUCCACAGACUACAUAAACAGAAACGGGAAACAUGUGUAACUACAAGUACGUUUCAUGGACGUUGUUGUCAGUCAGGGAUUCGUUUUGAUGCAUCAAUAUUUAUCGUUAUGUAGGCUAUAAGCAUCAUUGGCAAAUGUGAACUGGGAGUAUGUGCUAUAUUGUGGAGUAUUUGAGUUUGUACAUUGAUGGAAUAGAUGUUAUAUUGUUUAUAUUUAGAAACACAUAAAAGAACUUUGAAAAUACAAUGAUGGAAAAGAAACAACAAACAACAAAAUGCUAUUGACAAUGUUUUAAUAAAAACAACAUUAUCCGGGAGGAUUUUGUGAAGAGCAGUCACGUUUUCUUCCUCAUUAUUUUUGUCCUGCUUCCUGUUUACACCGUAUGCCCAGUGUAUGUGAUUAGUUACGUGAUACGAGUUUUGAGGCGUAUUAGUAUGGAUGUAGAUUAUUUCAGAAAUGGGGCUGAAACGCUCGUCUGGAUGGAGAUCAUAGUAGUGUGGUUGUAGCCUUAGUGCAUUUUGGUGCUCCAGCAUCAGCAGCCACUCAGCUCGAGUAGCUGCAUUUAGGGAGGAAUCCGAGAACAGGGGCGGAUUAAACCAUAUGGCCCUCUUGUGAGCGGUGAGAGGGGCCUCAGACAGCCUCCACUAUUUUUAUUUUGGAUACAAAGUUCAGUCUCUCAACUGAUUUAUUCAGCCACAUUUAAUUUAGUUAUGACACUAAUUGCAUAGAAAUAAAAAAAAUGCAAACAAAAACAAACUUUUCAUUUCAGGCUUUUCGAGGGCACUCCCCCCAUUGGUGCCCAGCAUCGUCAGUCCCACUUUCCCCCUCACUACGAUGCCCCUCCCCUUACAUUUGAAAGAACUGAUUUGGUCAUCCUGUUUACUAUUCCACCAUGGGCUUUACAGCUGUUAUAAAUACCCAGAACAACAUCUAUGUUGUGCAGAGCAGGAAGGGGGGUAUGUCAUACUUUAGAUACCUUGUCAUUUGUCAGUGCAAGUUAUUUCUGUUGUAAUGUACAUCUUGUCAUUAAAAUAAUUUUCUUUACAGGUGGAUUUCUUAAGGUUAAAAUAUGAACUUUUUCCUGUUGCAUUAAGAGGGAUUUAAUUGAAUUUGACAUUUUAAUUUCAUGAACUGUUAACUGUUUAUUGCAACUCUUGUUUAUGUAUGUUCUGCCAAUGAGAAGUUAUCUAACUGAGUAUAUUGUUAAAUUAAAAUGUCCAGAACAGCUGCAUCCAUGUCUUGGUUAUCCUGGCUCUUCACCGUGUGGCCCUCCUCUGUCCCAUCCAUUUUCCUUAUGGGGAUUAUGGUCAGACUGCUGGGGCUCAGGGUGGGGUUGCAGGUGGUUCAGACAGUGACUUGUUCUCGGUGGGGCACACCAUUCGACCAGGGUCUGUUCCAGGAUGGAGACAUAGUUAUUGGUGGGCUCUUUAAUCUUCAUUACAAUCCUCCAGCUAUAGACAACGACUUCACUCAACUGCCACACUACAAAUCUUGUACUGGUUUGGAAAAUCUUCCAUUACAGUACAUAUAUGCUAUGGUGUUUGCGCUGGAGGAAAUCAAUCAUAGUACAACCUUGCUACCAGGUGUGAAGCUCGGGUACCAUAUUCGUGAUAGCUGUGCCCUACACCCUUGGGCUAUGCAGGCAGCACUGUCACUGGUUGGAGGAGAAAGCACCAGCUGUAAUUUAGCAGUCCCGCCAGACUAUUCUACUGAGUAUGGAGAGGAAAUCGGAGAAAGGAGAGGUGAUCAGCCUGUUCCUUUGAUCAUUGGUGGUGCCUCAUCUACAGAAGCCCAGAUACUCUCCAGAAUCCUGGGGCCAAUCUCUGUACCUUUAAUGAGCUACACAUCUAGUUGUCCCUGUCUAAGUGACAGGCGUCAAUUUCCUAACUUCUUCAGAACCAUCCCCAGUGAUAUUUACCAAGCUCGGGCUAUUGCCCAGCUUGCCAUACGCUUCAAUUGGACCUGGAUUGGAGCAGUGGUAGCAAACAACGAUUAUGGCCAUGUUGCAAUAAAGGUAUUUCAGGAGGAGACUCAAGGGGCAGGAGUGUGUCUGGCAUUUGUAGAGACUCUCCAAAGGCAAAACAUUGUGAGUGAUGCCAGACGAGCAGCACUCACAAUUCAGGCCUCGACUGCGAGGGUGAUUGUGAUUUUUACCUGGUAUACAGAUGUGAGGGAACUGUUCCUGCAACUAGACAAGAUAAAUGUGACUGACAGACAGUUUCUGGCCAGUGAGGCUUGGAGCACCAGUGGAGAUCUUCUCCAAAAUCUUGCCACUUUUAAAGUGGCAAGUGGUGUUCUUGGUGUGGCCAUUCGAAGUUCAACUAUACCUGGAUUUGAAAAUUACCUCAAAAGUUUGAACCCAUCUCAUCGUCCUUACGAUGAGUUCUUAAGAGAAUUCUGGGAAAAGGAGUUUGGUUGUAGUCCUGGGGCCACACUUCUUUCUUCAAAUGCUUCUUCACCACCAAUCAGUUUGCUUCAAAAGGUUUCUCUACCACCCUGCAGUGGGACAGAGUCCCUGGAGGGAGUUCAUAAUCUCUUUACUGACAUCUCUCAGCUAAGGGUGACAUAUAAUGUCUACCUUGCUGUUUAUGCUGCAGCCCAUGCCCUUCACAGCAUUCUCUCCUGCCCUGAUAGAGACAGCCCUACUGGUAACAACAGCUCCACCUGCUCCUUUCCAAAACAUAUCAAACCCAUAGAGCUGUUGCAGCACUUGAACAAGGUGAAUUUCACCACACCACAGGGUGAAAAGUUUUAUUUCCAAAUGGGCGACAUUCCAGCAAAGUACGACCUUGUCAACUGGCAGAACACCCCUAUGGGGCCACUCAAACUUGUUAUGAUUGGUCGUGUGGACGGAUUUGACCUCCACCUUAAUGAGUCAGCAAUUCAGUGGAGCACAGGAUCCAAUCAGGUGCCUAUUUCAGUGUGCAGUGAGAGCUGCCCCCCAGGCACCCGGAAGGCCAACAGGAAAGGAGAACCUCUCUGCUGCUUUGACUGUAUCCAAUGUGCUGAUGGGGAGAUAAGCAAUAAAAUUGGUUCUCUUCACUGUGAGCAUUGUCCAUUAGAGUUCUGGUCCAAUGCUAAACAAACUGCCUGCAUCCCUCGCCAGUUGGACUUCCUUUCCUUUAAUGAAACGUUGGGAAUUACUCUGACCACAGUUGCUGCGUCUGGUGUCGUGCUGACAACAGCUGUGUUUGCGGUUUUUCUUUACCACAGUCAUACACCUAUUGUGCGAGCCAACAAUUCAGAACUGAGCUUCCUGCUUCUUCUGUCGCUGAAGCUCUGCUUCCUGUGCUCACUGGUGUUCAUUGGUCGUCCAUCAGUCUGGUCUUGUCGGUUCCAGCAGGCAGCCUUUGGGAUCAGCUUUGUACUUUGUGUUUCCUGCCUCCAAGUCAAGACCUUAGUUGUUCUGGCAGCUUUCCGCUCAGCUCGGCCUGGAGCUGAAGAUUUGAUGAAGUGGUUUGGUCCUGGCCAACAGAGAGGAAGUGUUUGCCUCUUUACCUGUAUACAGGUUAUCAUCUGUAUUCUUUGGCUAUUGCUCAGCCCCCCGGUGCCUCAAGCUGACUUGGAUAUCCCAGGGUUAAAAGUCACCCUGAAGUGUGCCAUGGUCUCUGUGGUGGGCUUCUCUCUGGUUCUGGGUUACAUUGGCCUGCUGGCCUGCACCAGCCUCCUCUUGGCCUUUCUUGCUCGGAAACUGCCUGACAACUUCAAUGAGGCCAAACUGAUCACCUUCAGCAUGCUGAUUUUCUGUGCUGUUUGGGUAGCUUUUGUUCCUGCUUAUGUUAGCUCUCCUGGAAAAUAUGCAGUUGCUGUAGAGAUUUUUGCAAUUCUUGCCUCUAGCUAUGGUUUACUUUUCUGUAUCUUUGCUCCAAAGUGUUUCAUCAUUCUUUUGAGGCCAGAGAUAAACACUAAGAAACACCUGAUGGCUAGGUAGCAAAGAAAACUAAUGCAUGCUGUGAAUUAAUAAAUUAGAGCAAUAUUAAUUUAAAAGCCAUUGUAAGUCACCUAAGUUAUCAUUUCCUCAUCAUUCUGCAUGCAUUCAUUUUAUUUAUAUGGUACUGUGUUGAAAGAAAACAAUAUUUUUUUCUUUUGGGUUUUCCUAAAAUGUGUGUGAUGAAUUUCUGCUACUAUCAGUAGUGACCAUAUAAUGUCAGGUGUAUUCACAUAGACAAAUGAAUAGUUUGUGUUUUAGAUUAAAAAAAUAACCUGCAUUUCGCAUAUUUUUUCAACUUUUCAAAAUUGAAAACAUAGGCCUGUUUUCCUUCAGAGUUUACAACUAUUGCUAAUGUAACAAACCUUGUACAGCAUAAGAAAAAUAACAUCAUAAAGACCCAUUAAUAAAAGUAAGUAAGUAAGCAAA
Siniperca chuatsi (mandarin fish) is the source of this 4574-nucleotide messenger RNA. Its product is annotated as extracellular calcium-sensing receptor. Gene Ontology annotation, molecular function: G protein-coupled receptor activity. Gene Ontology annotation, cellular component: membrane. The transcript is spliced from 11 exons. NCBI's taxonomy places the organism in Eukaryota, Metazoa, Chordata, Actinopteri, Centrarchiformes, Sinipercidae. Gene Ontology annotation, biological process: G protein-coupled receptor signaling pathway. The record is from RefSeq and is a predicted model, not a curated record. Bases 1431 to 4148 code for a protein of 905 amino acids.